Messenger RNA from Thecamonas trahens ATCC 50062, 3865 nucleotides. RefSeq lists its product as uncharacterized. Gene Ontology annotation, molecular function: chloride channel activity. The transcript is spliced from 2 exons. Gene Ontology annotation, biological process: chloride transmembrane transport. The record is from RefSeq and is a predicted model, not a curated record. Lineage: Eukaryota; Apusomonadida; Apusomonadidae. The coding region runs from base 1 to 3822 and encodes 1273 amino acids.
AUGCGGCAGAGCGGGGCGCCGUGGCUGGUUCUGGUAGUCGUCCGGAGCGGGGGUGGAGCAGGCGGGCGGCUGGCGGACGCGGCGUGCGCGGCCGGGCUGGAGGCAGCCAAGGUGGAGGGGGCCGGGCCGGAUGCUGGGCGUGAGUUUGUGCUCCUGGCGCCACCAGCAGACGGCGCAGCACAGGCGGAAGUCCUGGUCCGCGAGGCGAGGGUGCUGGCGCUUGAUCUGGACGUGCCAGGGGCAGAGGUGCUGGACGCAAGAGGCGGCCGCGCGCGGGAGUUGAUGCUGAUGCUGAGGGCAGUGGGCGAGCUGCCGGUCAUGGCCGAGCUGCGGGCCGGGCAAGCCGUCGAGGAUGUGGUACCGCUCCACGAUGGCGAGCGGCCGCAGCCAGUGGCUGUUCUCGAUGAUGACGCGCUGGACGACAUCCGCGAGUACUACGGUGAGGCGCUUGGUUUCUACUUUGGCUGGCUUGGGCAUCUCAAUGCGUGGCUGGUGCCGCUGGCGUGCCUCGGCUUGGCAGCAUGGCUCUGCGAUCCAGAGCCGUCGAUCCACCACUCGCGGGUCGCGCCUCUGUUUGCGUUUGUAGCCAUGGCAUGGGGUGUGGCGUUUGUGUCCGGCUGGGGCGUCCGGGCCGGCGAUCUGGCUCUGCGGUGGCAGACCCUGUUCCACGUCCCGCGGUCACGCGUCUCGCCGACUUUCAUGGGACAGCUGCGGACGUCGCCCGUAACUGGCGAGCAGGAGCUCUACUUUUCGCCGAUGCGCAGAUUACGGCGACAGACUGUGUCGCUGGUUGUCACCCUUGCCCUUCUGUGUGCUGCGGUGGCGACAAUGGUGUGCUCGCUCAAUCUGCAGGGCUACGUGGUCGACGCCGAAUCGUGGGCGUAUGUGCCAUGGCUUGCUCGGUUUGCGGCGCCCGGUCGCCUGCUUGAUCCUGAAGGCUGGCUGUUCUUUGUCCCUGUUGUCGCCCACUCACUGGUCAUCUCGUGGCUCAACAGCGUGUACCGGCGAGUGGCUGGGAGGCUGACCGAGUACGAGAACUACGCCACCGAGGGCGAAGCUGCCAACGCGCUGGUGCUCAAGCGCGUGUUCUUUGAGCUCGCCGACGCCUUUCUCCCGCUUGCCUACAUCGCCUUUGUCCGCUUUGAUCUCGGAGUUCUGCAAGCCGAGCUUGUGGCGCUGUACCUCUCGGACGAGGCGCGGCGAGUCAUCGUAGAGUCCGUUGUCCCCGUGAUGUCGACGCGGGUGAGCGAGUGGUGGCUUGGCAUCGACGACGAUGUCGACGACGACGGCGUGGUGGCUCUCGAGGAGAAACUUGUGGCGCAGUGGCGACUUCCUGUCCACGACGUGUUUGACGACUAUCUGGAGAUGGUGUUGCAGUACGCGUACGUGCUGUUGUUUGCGACCGCGUUUCCAGCCGCAGGCGCGGUGGCGCUGGCGUCCAACCUAGUCGAGGGUGCAUCAGACAUAUGGAAGCUAGCUCACGCCUACCGGCGGCCUGCCCCACAACUUGCCAGCGGCAUCGGUGCGUGGAGCAAGGUGGUGGCGAGCAUGGCGUGGCUGGCCAUCCCGGUCAACUCACUCCUGAUCUGCUUUUUGUCGUCGCAGAUUGCGGCGCUCUUUUCGAUGCUCUUCCACGUCGAAGAGGGAGUGCUGCGGGAGCAGUACACGUCUGGACGGCUACUCAUGCUGCAUCUUCUGCUGGUGGAGCAUCUCGCGCUCUUGAUGGGGCUUGUCCUUUGGUGGCUCCUCCCACGGACGUCUACAGCUGUCGCCGUCGCGCGCGACCGCCGCGAGUGGCUCCAAGAGUGUGCAGUCCGCAAACUCCGGGCGCAGCAUUGCGAUGUCGCCAAUAGCAGAAGCAGCGAUGACAUACGAGGUGCUGCGCUGGAGCCUGCGGUGCCCCCGGUCCGGCUCCCACGGCAGGAAGCCGCCCAGGUCCAGACCCACACCCGCAGGGUGGUUCUUGGCUCCCGGCGGCUCGCGGUAGUGACCAAGACCAAGAGCCCGGCGGGUAAAGUGGCCGCGCCUAGCAACUUGGCGCCGCCCGCUCGUUCCGCCGCACAGUCUCCGCCAGCGGCAGGCGGCCGCUCAAGCCCCAGCUCCGCACAGGUCGGAAGUACACCCCGGCAGCGAAGAGCUUCGCUAGGACAACAACGGCUGUUCCAGGUUGGCGCGCUGGUGGAGGCUGAGACCGUGCGGGAAGCCGCCAAGGCGGCAGCGGCCGAGGUGGGCGCGCUGGCCGCUAAGGCGCUGGCCGCCAUCGACGCGGUGGCUGACGCUGGUCUUGCUGCUGCUGACGCCUCGUGCGAUGGCGACGCGUUUCGUUGUGCGCUCGACGGCGCGCUGUGCGGCGCACCCGAUGUCGCUGACUUGCUGGCUGCGGGUGGAUUUGCGGUGGAGGGAGAGGACGAUGAGGUCGAGAGGGCGGAAGCGCAGGCCCGCCUUGCGCAGCUGGCCGACGAGCUGGAUGCACGGGCGCAGGAUGCGAUGAAAUUGUAUGCACCGAUGCUGGGGCUUCUUGCGCCGUUGGCACGCGAUGUGCUUGAACUUGUGCGUGCCCUGGGGCGCAGAUGCAAUGCAGCUGUGAUGAACAGCGCCGCAGGCUCGCUGCGGCAAGUGGUGGACGGACUGGAUCGGUUUGCCAUGCUGAAACGGCUGAGCGAGUCGGACGUGGCCGAGGCAGUGAUGUCGGCCGAAGCGGUGGCGGGCGCUUGCGACGGGUUCGAGGCCAAGCGGCGUGGCUCGGACUGGGUCCCGGAGCUGAUUGGCGAGGAGGCGAAGCUGUACCGCGGCGUAGACCAGGUGCUGGAGGUGUGUGCCGCGCUCGGCGGCGAGGUGGCCAAGUACCAGAAUGACCUACAAGCGGCCAAGGAAGCUCUUUCGCUUGCGAUGAUGGAGGCAAGCGAUGCAGGCUCGGAGCGGGAGCAAUGCGUAGAGCAGGCGUUUUCGCUGCGGCGAAUGGCCAACGCGCUGGAGGCGCAGCCGCCGCAGACGCUUGUUGACGUUCUCGAUGCCGAACUUGUGCGCAAUGACGCCGCAAGAGCUGUCGGCGCCCAAGCGCUGCGGUCGCUGCAGGACGAGGCGCGGCUGAUCGUGGCGCAGCUUGCCGAGCAGCAGGCGUCGAUGUGGGAGCUGGCGAAGAAGCGGGCGUUGUUGGAGCGGGCCAAGGCAAGCGCAGCGCGGCGAAGCGACGAGCUGAAGACUGCUGUUGCGACGGCGUUGGCCAAAGCCCAAGACACCGAGGCAAGGCUGAAUGCGCGUCUGGCGGUGGCCAGCGCGCUGGCGGAAGCGGCGCCUAAGGUCAAGCGAUUGGCGGCGGAUGUUGUUGCAGAGACGGAGGCUGUCGGGGCGGAGCAGGCGCGGGCGCUGACGCGUGCGCAGCUGGCGCUUCUUGUCCGCAAGUACCACAAGACAGCACUGGCGGUGUUUGCGUCCAACGCACGAAUCGAGCUGCGCCUGCAAGAGCGCGAGGCGCUCCUGCUGCACAAGCAGCGAGCCAACGCGGCGCAAGAUGCCGAAGCGGUAGCCGACGCAAGUGUCGGACUCGGGCAUAUCGACGACCGGGUAGCGCAUGAGACCGAGUGCAAGGCAGCGCUCGAGAUGGAGCUCGACGCUGUGGCGCGGGCGUGGGCACGCGCCUAUCGCGAGCUAGAGGGUCUUGCGCCGGAGCAUGCCUCCAGCGCAUGUGCGGAAGAGAGAGCGGCGUGGGAAGAGGCGAUUGGACGGCUGCAGGCGAUUGAGAACGAGUAUCUCCACAAGAGUUUCUUGUCGGAUAUGCUUGAUGCCUCGUUGCGGCUGCAAAGUUUCUCGAUGACGCCUUGAGAGAGAGAGUGUGUGUGUGCGCAUUGAAGUCCGCCUCCAUGUG